AUGCGCUCAAGUCCACGCUUGGAGCACAUGAUAUCGCUCUUGUGGCUUUUGUUUCUCAUUGACUGUGAUGCUGAGCCGGGCAUAUGUGCUGAGCACGAGGUCAACUCGCGCCCAACCCUGCGCGCUUUUGAGAAGGGCAAUGCUGUCGCUACUUACUUUGGCACUCUUCGCGGCUCUGGAGAGGAGUUCACCUUUGGGGUUGUAUCUGAUGCCACGGUUAUGAAGGAGGAGGAGGCCUCAACCCCGCCUACCAUUAAGUGCCACCUGAGAGAUGGAGGAACGGUCACGAGAACGGCCACCUCCUUCACCGAUUCAGCAGCAAUAGAGAAGUUCGUUAUCGAGGCAUCAAGGCCCGUAGUCGGAGAGUUGACCAAGUACAAUCAGCAGAGGCUGCUCGAUCGUGGAUGGCCCAUGGUUUACCUAUUUGCAAGGACCGAAGAGGAUCGAUCAAGGCUUCGGAUGGAACUACACAACUUUGCCAAGGGCUACUACGACUCGCUGACCUGCGUGACGGUCGAUCCAUUGGAGUACCCAGAGCUCCAGGAGAAGAUGGGUCUUGAGCUUGGUGUCUUCCCUUCAGGGGCUGUUCAUCAGUUGUCCAAAGACCGGAUCUAUCCGUAUCCGCGGAACUUGCCCGUGGACUCGCAAUCGCUACAGAAGUGGGGACUGGAUGUUUGGCAAGGGCGCAUCAAACCGUGGACUCCUCCCGGCGCGGCAACCGCGCCUGAUGAUCCCGGCCCGACCAAGAGGGCGAAGAGGAAGGUCUCACUAGCCAACAUCCCAGGCGUGACUAUCAAGGUCGCAGGUCAUGAUGAAUUAUAG
Diaporthe citri is the source of this 822-nucleotide messenger RNA. RefSeq lists its product as uncharacterized. The record is from RefSeq and is a predicted model, not a curated record. Bases 1 to 822 code for a protein of 273 amino acids. NCBI's taxonomy places the organism in Eukaryota, Fungi, Ascomycota, Sordariomycetes, Diaporthales, Diaporthaceae. The transcript has 5 exons.